Molecule: messenger RNA, 960 nt
Organism: Rosa rugosa (rugosa rose)
Lineage: Eukaryota; Viridiplantae; Streptophyta; Magnoliopsida; Rosales; Rosaceae
Exons: 5
Coding region: 1-960 (319 amino acids)
Source: RefSeq, a predicted model, not a curated record
AUGAUUUGUAAAUUGUGCUCAAAAGCUAUUGCUAACAGAUUGAAGCUUCUGCUGACUGCUUUGAUAUCACCAUUCCAGAGUGCUUUCAUUCCGGGUAGGUUAAUUACGGAUAACAUUCUUGUAGCUAAUGAAAUGGGCCAUUUUGUUCACAAUAAACAAGAUGGUUCUGAGAGAUUCAUGGCUUUAAAAUUGGACCUCAGUAAAGCUUACGAUCGUAUGGAGUGGGAGUUCCUUAGGAGGGCGAUCAAUCGUUUUGGCUUUGCUCAGGCUUGGAUUGAUUUGAGGCUUGGUGAUUCCUUCAUGAGGUCUGAGACAAGGGAUCCUUUAUCUCCCUAUUUGUUCUUGAUUGGAGCUGAAGGAUUCUCAGCUCUAUUGCAACAGAAGCAGAGGGAAUGGUUACUUUCUGGCAUUGAGAUUUGUAGUAAUGAUCCUGCAGUUAAUCAUUUAUUGUUUGCAGACGAUAGCAUGUUAUAUGCUAAUGAUGAUUUGGUGCACUGCUAUCAAAUUCAAGACUUGCUAGAAACUUAUGGAAGAGCAUCAGGCACUUUUUGGACAGUUGAGUUGCAGGGUUCUCCCUCUAAUUCUUGGAGGAGCAUUCUUUCAACUAGGGAUUUAAUUGCACAAAGGAUAUUAUUAGCAGAUUGGCAGAAAGGGAGGAAUCAGAGAGUUUGGGAGCAUAAAAGACUUCAUGCAGAUGAUGUAGCCUUGCUUGCAAGUACUGGUUUAGCUGAAUACUGUUGUCACAAUGUGAAAGUUUUGGUGCCUGGUCAUGGAACUAGGAUAUUGAGAUGGAUACAUCUUCCUGUUGGUGUUCUCAAAGUCAACAUGGAUGGAUCUUUCCACUCUGAUUCGAGGAUGGGAGGUUGGGGUUUUGUUGUUCGUGAUGUUUGGGGCACAUUGGUAGCUGUGGUGCUGUGCCGCUGCAAAAUCUUUUUUCAGUUGAACAUGCAGAAGCUUUAG